Molecule: messenger RNA, 1307 nt
Organism: Vigna unguiculata (cowpea)
Lineage: Eukaryota; Viridiplantae; Streptophyta; Magnoliopsida; Fabales; Fabaceae
Product: NF-kappa-B inhibitor-like protein
Source: RefSeq, a predicted model, not a curated record
CAAAGGUGAUGCUGUUGCGGGUAAGGUAGCUCAGAUUGUAGGGGUUCCAUUCCAUCUAAGUCAUGGAGACCCUUUCAAGGUUUACAUUACCCCCCACUUGUUCCAGCUUUCAGUUCCCGAAAAUCUCUGUAUUAUCUCGUUUCUCAAAUGCUUUUUCCACAACCACUCCACUGGUUUCAGUGCUAAGAGUAAGAGCUGGUCCUCCUUCAGUGAGUGGUGCCGAUGAGGAUGUCCUGCAAAUAUUUUUUAAGGAGAGAGAAUUAAAUGGUGAUUUUAUAUCAAGAACUUCUGAUUUAUUAUGGAGAAGAAACUUCAAAAACUCUGGUGAUUAUGACAUUAACGCGCUGACUGAUAAUACUUCUCAACAAACAGAGCAGAUCACAGAAACUGACAACGAUGGCGGUUUUUUGAAACUUACAAGAACCCAAGAGUGGUUAACAGGCGACAAUUCUCCUCCAAUAAACAAGAAGGUGACUGCUAAGAUGUUGCAGGACAGCAGCGCAAGGCGCAAGAAACUGAACAUGCUCAAGUAUGAAUCUCUCAAGAGGGAAUUACUACUUCUAUCUGUGGGUAUUGGAUUGGCAUGUAGUGGAUAUUGCUUGGUAAUUUUUUCAGUACAGGCUGCUAUAAGUUACGGGAUCGGAGUACUUUUCAGUUGCUUGUACCUUCAACUCUUGUAUCAACAUGCAGACAACAUAUCCAAUGAAAAUGUUCCUCAAAUAUUCAAGAAAAAGAAGUCAAAGAAAAUUGGUAUAAGAAGUGAGGACCUUGAAGAUUUCUUGGAGAGGUCAAUCAAGGGUAGCAGUAUUUCACUUUCAUCUCCCAGGCUUGUUAUUCCAGCAACAAUAUAUGGACUUUGGAUCCUGUUUCAUCAAUAUUUUGCCAAUGACUUUUUUGAUUUCCAGCUUGUGCCAGCCAUGUUCGGAAUGUUUGUCUACAAGGCUGCUGCUCUGGUGCAAGUUUAUAGAGACAAUGAAGGCUUGCGGUUUGUGUUUCCAGAAAACGAAGAUGGAUCAAGCGAUUGAAGUAUUUAUUUUCCUAUGCUCAGCACUCAUCACUCAUCACUCAGCAGAGUACUAUAUCUUGGAACAUUGGAAAUGCUGAGCUGCUGCAUUAACUGAGUACUACUGAUCACAGAGGUUACAACCUUCACUGUAUUCAUCUUUUGUUGAAUUUUAGAACGAUGAUGCUAUUUCAUUACAGUAAAUAGUAGAUAGUGUAUUAAUAUCUUGUUCUUGAAACUAACAAUUGUUGACUGUUGACAGUUGUUAUAAGGUAAAAUAUUACAUGCACUUUCGUUUAUCCUA